This is a messenger RNA of Zophobas morio, 3775 nucleotides long. RefSeq names its product immunoglobulin domain and leucine-rich repeat-containing protein 2. Bases 356 to 3046 code for a protein of 896 amino acids. Gene Ontology annotation, molecular function: protein binding. The record is from RefSeq and is a predicted model, not a curated record. The transcript has 6 exons. Lineage: Eukaryota; Metazoa; Arthropoda; Insecta; Coleoptera; Tenebrionidae.
GAGAACUCUCCAUUAAUUCGCGUCUAUAAAACAUCAAAUGAACUUGUUUUUGACGUGAAGUAGUUCAUCGGCGAGCCGCGUUCAAGAGUUAGCGACUCGCAUUUUUCUCGUUCCACUACUAGUCGACGGAAAUCCAUUUCAUUAUCAACUCGUAAUCUCCUCGCUCUUCCCUUUAAGUAAUUGCGUCGUUUAAUAAUCGUUGCAAUUUUAAUGGAACCACUUUCGAUUAUUACCUGCAGGUGAAAGCUGUCGCGUGCCGAAAAAAAAACAAGGAGACUUGGGGACCCUAAUUGAGCACCACGGUGGCACAAUGAUAGGGCUGGGGUCAAGAUCGCAGGACAAUGUGUAGUGAAAUAUGGACACGGAUAGCCGGCUGAAUGGUGCCGGUCGCCUGCUCGUCCUCUCGGCGCUGCUGCUGCAGGCGUGGGCACACACGCGCCACGGCGACGGCUUCCAGCUGCGCGCCCCUCCGGGAUGCCUCUCCCCGAACGCGACGGACCUGGUGUGCCGGGACAGGGAGGUGAGCGGCCUGCAGCUCGGCCCCCCGAGGGUCGACCUGGCCGACCUCCGCAACGUCACCGGCGACCGCCUGGACGUGUGGAACGUGCGUCACCUCCGCUGGACGGACAGCGCUAUCGUCGACAUCCGACGGGCCAUCGUCAGGCCGGAAAACUUGCGCAGCCUGGACGUAAGCCGCAACAACAUCACCAAGCUGCAAGAUUACUACUUCCAGGAGUACGUGCGACUGGAGGCGAUGAAUCUAUCCUAUAACGCGAUCGACGAUCUUCCGAGGCACGUCUUCUUCAAUCGUUCGUUGGAGAAGUUGAGGACGCUGUCUCUGGCACACAACGCGCUGCACGCGGUUCCGUUUCAAGUGUUCGCACCGAUGGAAGAGCUCGGGCAUCUCGAUAUUUCCUACAACUACAUCGCGACGGUGCUCGAUCACUUCUUCAAAUUCAACAGGCACAUCGAGGUACUGCUUUUGAACAACAACAAGAUCACGAAGCUGACGUCCAACGCUUUGGCGGAUUUGAGCGAUUUGAGGAUCUUGGAUUUGUCGCAUAACUCGGUCGAGUUCAUCGCCAAGGGGCUCUUCGACUCACUUAACCAACUAGAGUACUUAAACUUAGCGUACAAUCCGUUCGUGAACAUGCCGAGUGGUACGUUCCGAGGGCUGGGGAAAUUGCUCACUUUGAACUUGAGCGGGAAUAAACUGACCCAAUUCACGUUCGGUUUGUUGCACUUCAGUUCUAAUUUGACGUCGCUCACCAUCGACGACACCAACAUCGAGCGCAUCCACAACAGCGAACUCCUAGGGAUCUCCAAAUUGCGGAUUUUGAACAUCCGCAACAACCAGCACUUGCGCCUCAUCGAGAGCUACGUUUUGACGGACACGCCGCAUCUGGAGGAGCUCGACAUCAGCGGAAACUCUCUCACUUUCUUGCCGACGUCCCUUGCCAACCUCACUCUCUUGAGGAAACUCAACAUCUCUGAUAAUCCUUGGGGUUGCGAUUGCCGCAUGCAUUGGUUUGGCUCGUGGGCCGAAACGAUGAAGAGCCGCAACAUCGUCCUCUCGGACUUGAGUUGCACUUAUGCCUAUCCUAACGAUAUGUUGCCGACGCUGCACCACCUCAAUUGCACCUCUCCUCGCCUCAACACCAAGACUCCGACGAGGCAGUACCGGCUCAACACGGACGCGUUGCUCGAGUGCCAGUUCUUGGCGAACCCGCCGCCGUCCAUCACGUGGGUGACCCCACGCAGGGAGGUGUUCCACUGGAACCCGGACCCGGCCAUUCCCGACGCGUUCGAGAAGCACCCGCACGCGCACGACCAGCUCAUGACCCCCAUCCGGGUGAUCCCGCCGCGGAUCCAGGUUCUCGACAACGGGACUCUUCUAAUCAAGAACGUGACGAGGGAGGAUUGCGGGCGGUACACGUGCUACGCGAGCAACCCCAUCGCGAACCAGACCGAAAACGUGCUGCUGCACAUCGACCCCACCGACUGGAACAACGUGAGGAUCAUGAGUCUGAUCGUGGGGUUGCAGUGCGCGACGGCCUUCCUGGCCAUCACCCUCGUCAUCCAGCUGUUGCGCUACAUGGUAGACAGGUUCGGCAUUUUCAACAACUUUUGCAGCUUCUGCAAGAGGGAUCGCGUGUCGCCGCGGGCCCGCCAGAUCUACGCGAUGCUGGACAACAUCGAGCAGUACAAAUCCCAGCAGUUGGAGAGGCUCAGGGACAACUACACCCAACAGGUCAACAGGAUCAAAGAUAACUGCGCCCAGCAGAUGGAAUGGAUCCAAAACAGCUACCAGAGUCAGACCAAACAUCUCAAAGAAUUCCGCGACAUCGGAACGCAACACUUGUCGACUCUGCGCGGCCAAUAUUGCGACCAGGUUAAAAGAGUGAGGGACUACUCCACGAACCAGCUCAACUGGGUCCGAGAGAACUACAUCUUCCAGCGUAACAAAAUCCGCAAGUUCAGCGCCCACAAGGUGCUUCAGUUGCGCGAAACCUACAAGUACCAACAGCAAACCCUCAACAAGGUCCUGGAGAAUCUGCCGAGUCUCUACUUCGAGAACUGCAGAGCCGGGACUUGCGGGAGGGCCGAAUCUCUGGUCUUCGACCCGAACGACGUCGAGAGCAUCGACGUCUACUUGAAGACUAAGAUCGAGAAGUUGGCUAAUCUGGAAGAGGUGACCAACACCGACGUGACGCAGAGUAGAUUGUCUCUGUAUUACACGCCCACGGAGAGGUCGCUGGGGUCGAGGAUACUUUCACCUGGCGACCCGCCCACCGAGGUUUUCGUGAACCAUAUUCGGACCAGGCCGGAGCGGCUGCCGCCGUUCGACGGGGCCUCAACUUCCCGCGAGACCGUCGGCUCUCAUGGCACUAAUCGGAGUGGUCUGAAGCCUUCGUAUAGCACCGAGGAGCUGCUGAAGAAUUCGGCAACUUGUGAUAUACAACCGUGCACGAGCCUACCGGAGUUGUGCGUAGGGGAUCAAGAUGCCCUCGACGAGGAGAACGAACGGCGGGAGACGGCCUUGUAGAGUCGCCGCCUAGUUAAAUCAACUGCUGUGAUAAAGUGAGUAAACUAUCACAGUGUAGAGUCCGCUCCAUUAGUGCCAAUCUAUAGGAAGCUGUCAUUUUUCGUUGUCGACUUUCAAUUGCCAAAAUAACCGAACCGGUAUGUAUUCUUUCGUCACCUUCAUCACUGUCGUCUGUAUAAAUGGAGAAUAAAAGUAGCUGGGAAAUAACGCUAGACUCAGUAUACCGAACUAGCUAGUCAAAAAUAAUUAACGAAGACUGAUAUAAUUCUCCACUUGCAAUUCUUAAGCGCGCUCCGCUCCUACGUCUGAUUUUCCGAAAUUUCUUUGCUGCUUCGGGCGCAACGAUUUUGAUCAUUUUCACUUUGUAGGGGGCGACCGCUCCAAUCGACGAAUUACUAUUAGGUUUCUCAUCGUAGCGCCGUCUACCGUUCGUUUUUUAGCUGUGAAUUUGUAAUUAAAUCAUCCCAUUAUCUAAUAUUUUAGCGUAACGAUAGAAGUUACUAUUUAUUCCCUAGGUAAAACGAAUUCGGUGUUUUGAGUCCUAGAUAUUGUUUAUCCACACCUACCGAUGAUUUCUACACUGGUAUAGGGACGUUUUUUUAUAAGCGGGUACCAACUAAGAUACAACUAUUUUUAUUAUCGAAAAUAUUAUCUUGUUAUUGUGAUUUCAUUAAGUGUUAAAAUUAGCAUGUAUUUGCUACUUAUUAAUAAAAUAUUGUGAGAACUGUA